UCUCAGUCCUGAAGUGGCUAACGAAGAAUCUACAUCUCCAGAAAAUAUUCAUUUGCUUCAUACACUUCUUGGUCAUUCCCUGCCAAUGGGCUCUAUAGUGGCAAAGCUUCUGUUACCAACCAUCAGCAGUCUGGCAUUUUUGCCAACCAUCAGCAUAGCAGCCAAGAGGCAGUUUCAUUUGGAGGCUAUGGUGUAUUUUUUCACUAUGUUCUUCAUUGCGAUUUUCCAUGCAUGUGAAGGCCCUGGCUUAUCAUUCUUGUGUUUCAUGAGAUACGAUCUGCUAGAAUAUUUCAGUAUUUAUGGGACUGCACUCUCGAUGUGGGUGUCAUUGAUAGCAAUGGCUGAUUUUGAUGAACCCAAAAGGUCCACAAUAAUCAUGUUUGGAGUACUCACCAUUGCAGUGAGGAUAUAUCAGGAUCGCUUGGGAUAUGGAGUCUACUCGGGUCCUAUAGGAACUGCUGUACUAAUGAUCUCAGUAAAAUGGUUAACUAAAAUGAAGGAGAAGAAAGGCCUCUACCCAGACAAAAGUGUCUACACGCAACAGAUUGGCCCAGGAUUCUGCUUUGGGGCAUUGGCAUUAAUGUUGCGUUUCUUUUUUGAGGAAUGGGAUUAUACCUAUGUGCACAGCUUCUAUCAUUGCUCGCUAGCCAUGUCCUUUGUGCUCCUGCUCCCCAAAAUAAACAAAAAAGCAGGUAAUGGAGGGGACCCAACCAAGAUGAACUGCUCAACUUUCUGCUGCUGUGUGUGAGGUCAUCAAGUGGAAGUGGAAUAUGAUAUUUAGGAACUAACCGGAAGUGUUUAUUCCACAAACUGAUGAUUCCAAAAUGGCUAGCCCAGGUAUAGCGAGUUUCAACC
Molecule: messenger RNA, 855 nt
Organism: Pelobates fuscus (common spadefoot toad)
Lineage: Eukaryota; Metazoa; Chordata; Amphibia; Anura; Pelobatidae
Gene: MYMK
Product: myomaker, myoblast fusion factor
Exons: 5
Coding region: 86-748 (220 amino acids)
Cellular component (GO): membrane
Source: RefSeq, a predicted model, not a curated record